AUGUUUAGAUCAAUUAUUCGUAUUGCCCCACAGGCUGCUAAUUCUACAAUCACAAGAAGGGCUAUUCCUGCUUAUACCAACUUCCUACGUUUCUACUCUUCUUCAUUGAACAAAGAUGAAAUUACAACUAGAGUUAUCGAUGUUAUAAAGUCAUUUGACAAGACCGCUGCUUCAGCUAACAUCACUCUAGACACCGUUUUUUCUAAAGAUCUAGGCUUGGAUUCCUUAGAUACCGUUGAAUUAUUAGUUGCAGUUGAAGAAGAAUUUGACGUUGAGAUUCCGGAUAAGGUUGCCGAUGAAAUACAGUCCGUUGGUGACGCUGUAAAUUACAUUGCUUCUAAUCCAGAAUCUAACUAA
Messenger RNA from Eremothecium cymbalariae DBVPG#7215, 357 nucleotides. It is a transcript of the gene ACP1, whose product is annotated as acyl carrier protein. The record is from RefSeq and is a predicted model, not a curated record. Lineage: Eukaryota; Fungi; Ascomycota; Saccharomycetes; Saccharomycetales; Saccharomycetaceae. The transcript has a single exon. Bases 1 to 357 code for a protein of 118 amino acids. Gene Ontology annotation, biological process: fatty acid biosynthetic process. Gene Ontology annotation, molecular function: acyl carrier activity; acyl binding. Gene Ontology annotation, cellular component: mitochondrion.